Molecule: messenger RNA, 2625 nt
Organism: Caenorhabditis bovis
Lineage: Eukaryota; Metazoa; Nematoda; Chromadorea; Rhabditida; Rhabditidae
Source: the annotation of a GenBank genome assembly
AUGGAGAGAACCGAGUUGAGAUUGAUGGUCCGACAGCAGGCACUGCAAGACGAGGGCAUCGAUCCAAGCACAUAUCGUUUCCCGAGUAUUCCGCCAUCACCGAAGAGGACACCGAGUUCGAGGAAAAUGACGGCGCGAAAAAUCGAGGCGUUGAAUGCUUCUAAAACGCGAGCGGCUUCGGCGGCAGCAGCAGCAGCUUCAGGAGGAGCUAAUGAGAAGGAUAGUGAACGGUCGACACCGAAAACGACGGAAAAAGUAGAUGAUGGUGUAACGAAAGAGGAAAACGCUGAAGUCAAAAAUGAUGAGAAUAAGGCGAAAUGUGCCAAUGAGAUGAAACUCAAAAUCAGCACCGAGCCAGAAUUGAUAAUAAAUGAAGUUGGGAAUGAUGAUAAGGAUAAGGAUGGCGAUAAGAAUGAGGAUGAGGAAGGUGAUGAAGACGAGGAGGAUGAAGUUGAAAUGGCGUCGGUCGAUGAAGCAGGAGACGAGGAGGCGAAGAACGAGGAGGAAGUAGCUGUUGUUGGUGACGACGAGAUCGUGGAGAACACGUCGGGUGGCCACGAGGAAAAUGCACCAGCGGCGGCAGCGAAAGAAAUGAAAGAGUCGUCUGUGGAACGAGACGAACGAAAUGAAUCGCGAGCGACUAAUGCUACGAAUGAAACAAGCGGAACAAAUGAGCUGAAGCAACACCACCAGGAAGGCAAUGAAGAGGAGGAGGAAGAAGAUGAAGAAGAAGAAGGGCAAGACGAGCAUGAAGAUGUUGAACAAGAGGAGGAAAUGCUUGAUGACCCAUUGAAUGAGCCGUCAGAACCUCAAGCGCAACAGAAACAAGAGCAUCAAUCGAAGGGACAAGAACAAGCGAUUGAUAAAAAAGCAUGUGAUUCGCCGGCUGGAAGUGAAGACGACGUUAAAUCGCGAUCGGUUUGGGUUCGAGGACUUACUACCGAGACGAGUGCCGCGUCGUUGAAGCAAUUGUGUAUGAAGUAUGGAAAAGUGCAAAAAGCGAAGAUUUUCAAUUCGAGGACCAAAAAGGGUGGCGAAGUGACGACGUGUUUCGGAUUCGUGACUUUUACUGAAAAAGCAAUGUCCGAAAAAUGUGUGGCCGAAAUGGGUGGAACGAUGGUGAAUGAGAAGGCGAUAGUUGUUGAGAGGGCGACAGAAUCGACACUCUAUGAUACCGCCCAGAAGCAAGUGGCUGCGAACGCAGCAGCUGCGAUUCCACCAAAGAAGGAGGAGAAAAAAUCGUCGCCGGCAAUGGAUACCGUUCGAAAAAGUGACGAAGCUGACAAGAAGCGGGAUCCAAGUAAGGAUCGUAAAGAACGUGAAGAACGUGAAAAGGCUCGUCGGGAUCGCAAACCGAUUGUGUAUUCGCCUUCUCGAAAAGAUGAAUCGUCAACUAGGCGGAGAAUUGAUUCAGAGUCGAAAGAUUCGAGAUCCACUCAACGUCGCAUUUCUGCUCCUAGCCGUAGCGCGUAUCCAUCGAAAAUGAGCACGUCGUCUAGAGGAUCUCGUCCGCCGGAGACUUUGAUCAUUCGAGCUCGGGUGACACCGCCGAGAGUCAUUCGCGGUGUCGAUCGCGGAAUCUCGAUUUCAACAUCGUCGCUUCGCAAAUCGACGUAUUCCAAGGCGCCGUCGACAUCUCGCGAUCCGAUUGCGAGCUCGUCUCGCCAUAUGGAGCGUCCGCGGCAUUCGUCGUCGUCGUCGUCGAGUCAUCGUCGCGGCGAUGUUUCAAGGGAUUCGCGCGACGUUCUUGAUCGAGACAUUGCCGAGAUUUUGAAGAAGAGAGAUGAGGAGCAUCGACAGAGAGAGGAAAAAUUGCAGCUGGAACGUGAAAAAGAGCGAAUACGAUUUGAGAAGGAGAAGCUGGAGAAAGAAAGACUGGAGAUUGAGCUUAUGAGGCAGAAAAUAGCAUUAGAGAAAGCUUCGUUGAAGGUGAAUGUCGAUAUUCCUCCAGUGGUUGAUAGAUAUCGCGCUGAGUCACGUGAUCAUAGACGGUAUGAAGCUCCACCUGUGUCAUCCCGUCAGCCGACGUCUGUCAAUAUGGCAAGAUCGGCGGCGUCGCGCCGAGACGAACCCCGCGAUUCGCGUCGUCACGAAGAUCCUCGUGAUACGCGGGAUAUUCGCCGACGUGCUGACACAAGUCGUCGUCGACCGGCAUCGCCAGUCUCAUCGCAUCCACGAAGCAAAAUUCAUUCUGAUGAUCGUGAACGCGAUCGCGAGCGCGACCGUUCAACGAGACGCCAAGCUGAUGGCGCAUCAUCUUCACAUCGAUCGCCGCCUCGUCGCGAUUAUGCCAUUUCGUCGUCAUCGACAUCGACACGCGCCGCCUAUUCGGAAUUGGAUGCGCUCUCGCGCGCGAUUCCGAGCUAUGCGAGAACGACGACGACGGCAACGGCGCCGUCGUCGCUUCUUGGUUCCGACUACACCGCACCUCUCUCCUACACGUCGUCGAACAGAUAUGAUGCGUAUUCGGCGACGUCGAACCCAAUGCCGACAUGGAAUGGGCUGACAGCGAGCGGUGAAGUCGACAUGGGAAAUUGGGCGACUGCGCCAUCGGGGUCUCGUGCCGAUUGGGCUGGCUACGGUAGCACUGCAAGGAGCAACACGCGCGGAUACGAUUAUCGUUAA